Molecule: messenger RNA, 4067 nt
Organism: Rhododendron vialii
Lineage: Eukaryota; Viridiplantae; Streptophyta; Magnoliopsida; Ericales; Ericaceae
Product: protein argonaute PNH1-like
Exons: 24
Coding region: 1074-3866 (930 amino acids)
Biological process (GO): regulatory ncRNA-mediated post-transcriptional gene silencing
Cellular component (GO): cytoplasm
Molecular function (GO): protein binding; RNA binding
Source: RefSeq, a predicted model, not a curated record
UUUUUAAAUUUUUUAUCUUUACUUUGUUAAGAAAAAGCAAAUUACAUGAAAAAGGUAGUAUUUAUAUUUACUUGUGAAAAUACAAAUGAAAAAAGAUUAGGCACAAUUCGAAGUUUAAUUUGGUGUAGAUCUAUCGGGUGCGGGUUUGGCCAAAUUGAAAUUGUAUUUAUCUACCUGUAUCAGAAAAUUGUAAGUAGUACGAGGCUUUUUGCUCCAAAUUUAAUUUGGUUCCUCGUUACUAGUAAAAAAUGAAAUUUGGAUCUGAAUAAUUAGUUGACCUACUCAUAAUCUGACCGGGCACUCUAAGUUAUCAAGAACAAUAUACAAAAAAACUGUAUUAAUUAUCGAAUCAGAAAUAAUUAAUUAUUCCAUCAAAAUAUGUAUUAUGUUUGAUAGUUCUUGCUUGUUCGUUUAUUUUGUAUUUCAAUUAAGAUACAGAAAUAUGGAGACAAAAAUAAUAAGGAUCUUUGGUUCAAAAUAAAAUAAAAUUUGGUACUCUAUUUUUUAUCUUUUUUUCUAUUUAAAAUUACAACAAUACACUUUAAAGCAAAUGAACACUAACAAAAUAAAAAAUAAUUUUGUAAUUUCAUAGGAUAAAGACAAAAAAAAAAGUGUCCAUAAAAAACUAAACGUAGAGUGCCAAAAUCACUUUAAAAAAAAAAAACCCAAAAAGCUGCAUUCUUCUCCAUAUAAUACACCUCCUCGAUUUCUUUAUUACUCCCAAGGCUCUCUCAUUCCAUUCACCAUCCAGUCUUGUGCUUCGUUUCAAAACACAUUCUUGCUUUUCCCUUGCUUUUCCCUAGCUUUUCGCAUCACCACUCUCAAAGACAUUGCAAAUUUCUCUUGCUCAAAGCUGCUGCUCAUAUGGAGUAGCAUCAUUUCUGGGGCGUCUAAAUUUCUUGUUUUCACCUGGAAGUUGAGAGAUCAGGGUUUGGUUUCGAGUAGUAGGUAAGCCGAAGUUGCAGUUAAAGGGAAGGUGAAAAGGGGGGUUUGCAUUGAAGACCAAAGCAGCGUGCUAUAAAUGACCAACGGCGUAUAAAACAGCAAACGUAAAGCUCAAGGUUACUGUCAAAAUGCCCCACUGGCAACCCAAAGACCCAGAGCAGAGGUAUGCCAUUUCCAGGAGGCCUCUAGUGGAAUCAAUGAACCAGCAUUCAGUUUCCCAGUUGCUAAACAAUGCCCCAGAGAGCUCUGCUGAAUGCAAUGCAAAGAAGUGUGAAGGGAGGAACAAGGGAAGAAAGAAAUCAAGGAGAGCCAAAGCGGAAACCGGUUUUCCAUCUCCACCUUCAAGCAAAAUUAUUGUGUUGCACCGGAGGCCCGGGUAUGGGCAAAUGGGUAGCAAGUGUUUGGUUAAAGCCAAUCAUUUUCUAGCGGAAAUAUCAGAGAGGGAUUUAACUCAGUAUAGUGUUACCAUAGAACCAGAGGUUAGUUCUACUAAAUUGAACAAAGCAGUAAUGACACAACUGGUGAAACUUCAUAGAGAUACUGACUUGGGGAAAAGGCUACCUGUUUAUGAUGGAAGAGAAGCCCUUUACAUAGCUGGGGUAUUGCCUUUUACCUCAAAAGAGUUCACGAUACCGUUGGCUGAGGAAGAUGAGGGAUUAGGAAUCAUAAGGGAGCGGGAAUUUAAAGUGACAAUCAAAUUUGUAGCUCGUGCUGGCAUGCAUCAACUACAUGAACUUGUUUCCGGGAAACAAAUAGAUACUCCCCUAGAAGCGCUCAAGAUAAUUGCUAUUGUGUUAAAGCAGCUUGCAUGCCAAAGCUACGUUUCGGUUGGGAGGUUCUUCUAUUCUCCCAAUAUUAAGAGACCUCAGCCUCUUGGUAAUGGCUUACAGUCUUGGCGUGGCUUCUACCAGAGUGUGAAACCUACGCAGAUGGGGUUGUCACUUAAUAUUGACAUGUCAGCAACCGCAUUCAUUGAACCACUUCCGGUUAUUGAGUUUGUAGCCCAAGUUUUGGGCAAAGAUGUUUAUUCAAGGCCACUAUCAGAUGCAGAUUGUGUUAAGGUUAAGAAAGCCCUGAGAGGCGUCAAAGUUGAAGUUACACACAGGGGAAACACGCGAAGAAAGUAUCGUAUUUCAGGGUUGACAUCCCAGCCAACAAGGGAGCUCAUUUUUCCAGUUGAUGAGGAGAAGAACAUGAAAUCAGUUAUUGAUUACUUUCAAGAGGUGUAUGGAUUUACCAUCCGACAUUCCCAUUUACCUUGUCUCCUAGUGGGAAGUGCUAGGAAAGUGAACUAUUUGCCAAUGGAGGCUUGCAAGAUAGUUGAGGGGCAGAGAUAUUCAAAAAGGCUUAAUGAUAAGCAGAUAACUUCUUUGUUAAAAUUCUCAUGCCAAAGACCUAAGGAACAAGAAGCAGAAAUAUUGCAGACAAUUCACCAAAGUGGGUAUAAUGAAGAUCCUUAUGCAAAGGAGUUCGGCAUCAGUAUAGAUGACAAUCUUGCAUCAGUUGAAGCUCGAGUUCUUCCAGCCCCAUGGUUGAAAUACAAUGAUAAUGGAAAAGACAAAGAGUUUUUGCCUAAAGUUGGUCAGUGGAACAUGACGAAUAAGAAAGUGAUAAAUGGAAGCACCGUAAAUUACUGGGCUUGUAUCAACUUCUCACGAAGUGUUCAAGAGAGCACAGUUCGUGGUUUUUGUCAUCAGUUGAUCAAGAUGUGCCAAGGCUCUGGCAUGGAAUUCAACUUUGAGCCGGUAAUUCCUAUCCACCCAGCAAGACCAGAUCAGGUAAAGAAGGCCCUGAAAUAUGUAUGUAGUGCUGCAGCAAAUAAACUUGGAGGGAAAGAAGUAGAGUUACUUAUUGCCAUUCUUCCGGACAACAAUGGCUCCUUGUAUGGUGAUCUGAAACGAAUUUGUGAAACCGAGCUGGGCUUGAUUUCUCAGUGCUGUCUUACGAAACAUGUCUUGAAGAUCAGCAAACAAUACCUGUCUAAUCUGUCGCUUAAGAUUAAUGUCAAGAUGGGAGGAAGGAAUACUGUAUUGUUAGACGCCUUACGUUGGAGAAUUCCCCUAGUAAGUGACAUUCCGACAAUAAUAUUCGGAGCUGAUGUUACUCAUCCUGAGUUUGGAGAGGACUGUAGUCCAUCUAUAGCUGCUGUUGUAGCCUCUCAGGACUGGCCAGAAGUUACAAAAUACGCUGGUUUAGUGUGCGCACAGCCUCAUCGUCAAGAACUUAUUCAAGACUUGUACAAAACUUGGCAAGAUCCCAAGGGUGGCACAAUUACCGGAGGCAUGAUCAGAGAGCUUUUACUAUCGUUUCAGAAGGCAACUGGGCAAAAACCAAUGAGAAUAAUAUUCUACAGGGAUGGUGUUAGUGAUGGGCAGUUCUACCAGGUUCUACUAUAUGAACUCGAUGCAAUUCGCAAGGCUUGUGCAUCACUGGAACCCAGUUAUCAACCUCCAGUGACAUUCAUUGUUGUCCAAAAGCGCCACCACACACGGCUCUUUGCAAACAACCACAACGACAAAAGUAGCACUGACAAGAGCGGCAACAUCUUGCCAGGUACUGUGGUGGAUACCAAAAUUUGUCAUCCUACCGAAUUUGACUUCUACCUAUGCAGUCAUGCUGGGAUCCAGGGAACAAGUAGACCAGCUCAUUAUCAUGUUCUCUGGGACGAAAACAAUUUUAGUGCGGAUGAGAUCCAAUCGUUGACAAACAACUUAUGUUACACCUAUGCUCGGUGCACUCGAUCUGUUUCACUUGUGCCACCGGCAUAUUAUGCUCAUCUGGCGGCCUACCGGGCAAGAUUCUACAUGGAACCGCACGUGCACGAGAAUGCUUCAAUGCGUACCACCAGAACAAACGGUCCUUGCUUCCGUCCACUACCGGCAUUGAAGGAGAAGGUGAAGAGUGUGAUGUUCUAUUGCUAAAGGAACAGAAAGAAAGUACAGCACAGAAGGAAAUCAUAGGGUUAAAAACUUGUGAGAGAUUUUGUACAUGAAUGUCGUCUAGAUUUUGCGAGUGCAUUGUUAACAAGAUUUUCUGCUGGUUUUAGUGCAAUUUCUAGCACAAGUACUGAUGUACACCUAUAAGAGAAUGCGACCAAUGCAUUAUGACCUUUUUUGGUGGCA